Molecule: messenger RNA, 1213 nt
Organism: Canis lupus familiaris (dog)
Lineage: Eukaryota; Metazoa; Chordata; Mammalia; Carnivora; Canidae
Gene: VENTX
Product: VENT homeobox
Exons: 3
Coding region: 1-777 (258 amino acids)
Biological process (GO): regulation of transcription by RNA polymerase II
Molecular function (GO): RNA polymerase II cis-regulatory region sequence-specific DNA binding; DNA-binding transcription factor activity, RNA polymerase II-specific
Source: RefSeq, a predicted model, not a curated record
AUGUCUCCGUCCCCUCCCCUGCCCAGCGGCCGCGGGCCGUCCAGCUUCGGCUCGGUGGACUGGCUUUCCCAGAGCAGCCGCGGGGGGCCGUCACCGCCCUCCAGGCCCGCUGAAGCCCCUCGGGGGGGUCCCUCCGCUCCCGCCAGGGGGUGCAGCAGCGGGGAGCCCCUGCACGGUGCGGGCGUGGAGGAGGCCAAGUCUUCAGAAGCGUGUGCGCCCCGGACGCCCACGGCUGGGUGGGGCAGGGACGGGGACGGCCUGCGGGUGCCCCGCGUGCGCACGGCCUUCACCGCAGAGCAGCUCAGCACCCUGGAGAGCGCCUUCCGGCGGCGCCGCUACCUGGGCCCCCUGGAGCGCCGGCGCCUGGCCCGUGACAUGCGGCUCUCUGAGGUGCAGAUAAAAACCUGGUUUCAGAAUCGCCGGAUGAAACACAAACGCCAACUGCAGGACUCGCAGCUGAGCAGCCCCUUCCCCGGGGGGCUCCACCCUCCAGUGACCUUCUGCCCUCCGCCCCCUGCCCUGCGCAGGCCACUGCGGCUGCUGUGUCCUUGGGCGCCCCCACUGGGGCCUCCAGCUCUGGGGCAGCCCCCUGGCCCCUUCUGGGAUCUCUGCCGGGUGGAUCGAGCCUCCGUGGCCUUGGCGUGGGCCUCGUGCAGCAGACAGCCUCCCACGUGCUGCCUCCCGGACCCGGGGGGCCAGGAGCUGGGCCCGGCCUUGGCCUUGUCCGGGGUGCCCCGGGGCCUGUGUGCCCUGCCCCAGACCGGGGAUGCCUUCUGAGGACGCGUGACAGCCCAGCGGCCGCCGGGAGCGGGAGCAGAGCGGGGCCGACCUGCCGUCCACACGGCGCGGGUGCGCGCAGGGCCCCGCAUCUCCCCGGGAGACGUCCACCCUGCGAGCCCUGCGCCCCCUCGGCAGCCGGGACCUGGAACCCCCACCCCACCCAGCUGCUCCUUCCCUGGAUACUACAGGCUCGGUUUAAGGACUCGACGAGGGGUCGGGGGACAAAGCCCAAAGCCGAAAGUGGACUUUGAAACGUUGGGCUCGUAGCCUGUGAUAGGAGAGUAAUUUAUUCAAUAUAAAGUGUUGGAAAAAAUAAAGCUGCGGGGGCCUGGCCCGCUCUGAUGGUGGAGGCUGAGACUGUUGAUCUUGGGGCUGUGAGUUCGCGCCCCACGGCGGGCGGAGAGCUUACCUAAAAAUAAAAUCAUAAAAAAGA